AUGGCGUCUACUUCUUCCUGGGAGACGAAAGUUGCGGCGAAGCAGCAGGCUGCUCGCGAAAAGAUACCAAAGGACUGGCUCCUUCCAGCCUCGGUUACCGAUGCUCUACAGUUUCCCUUGUCCGAGCAUGCCACCAAUACCUUCGAGAUACCGCGCAAGUCGGGUCUGUCAUGCCUUACGGAAACGUACUUUACCGAAGCACAGGAACGGGCCCGCUUUCUUGAUAACGAACGUGCCCAGGGACGUAUCGUAGGUCCACUCCAUGGCUUGCCUGUCAGUGUCAAGGACGGGUUCAAGAUCAAGGGCUCGGCGUCUACCAUUGGAUAUGUCUCAUUUCUAGACCAUCCCAAUGACACUGAGAACUCACCACUCGUCGACAUUCUGCUUGACUUGGGAGCGGUCAUCUAUGUCAAGACCAACCUUCCCCAAACGUUGAUGACGGCUGACUCGGAGAACAACGUCUUUGGUCGCACACUGAACCCGCACAACACCACGCUUACAGCGGGAGGUUCGAGCGGUGGCGAAGGCGCCCUUGUUGGCUUCCGAGGAUCACCGCUGGGUAUCGGAACAGACAUCGCAGGCUCUAUCCGUAUUCCAGCACUCUGCUGCGGCACAUAUGGUUUCAAGCCGACAACCGCACGUGUACCUGACGGAGGUCAGCAGAACCCUUCACUCCCUGGCAACAUCUUCUUCAACCCGUCAGCCGGGCCGCUAGCAAAUGACAUGCCUGCUCUGGACCUCCUUUGCAAAUCCGUCAUGUCGGUCAGACCAGCCCUCUACGACCCCACUGCGCUGGACAUCCCCUGGCGAGAAUUACCGAAGCCAGCACCGAAGCUUAGACUGGGGCUCGUGGCCGAGGACCCUGCGUUCCCGUUGCACCCACCAGUCAAGCGCGCACUAGCCUCAGCAGCCAAAGCUCUCGCAGUCCAGGGCCACGAGAUCGUCCCCAUCUCCGCCGACCAAGCCCAAGUCGCCGAUAGUUUGGCAGUAGCCUUUGGCUUCUUCAUGCUCGACCACACAGGCAUGGAGUUCCUACACGACGGCCACGAGCCCACCGUCCGCUCAGUCGAGCAAUCCAUGGGCGCAUACCACAACUUCAAAUCCACCUUCCUCGACGACAUCGCCGCAAUCCCUCAAGGCACUAUGCAACACAUUGCCGCGCUAAACGUAAAGCGCGAGCUAAUCCAAGACAACUGGCGUAAAAUCUGGAAAAACCAAAGACUCGACGCCGUCAUCGGGCCUUCAGCUCAGAACACGGCCAUUCCUCAUGACACGUAUGGUCUCCCACCUUACACUCUGUUUCUCAAUGUCCUCGAUUACCCUGCUGCUGUGCUGCCGUUUGGCAAGGCUGACGCUACGCUUGACGCCCAACCCUUGGUUAUGAGACCGGGACAGAAUGGGCCGGAUUAUCAUCCCAAGGCUAGCCAUGGUGCGCCGCUUUCCGUACAGGUUUUUACGAAUAAGAUGCGUGAUGAGGAGUGUUUGCAGGUUGCGGCUGUGGUGGAUGAGUGUUUGAAGGCUGUGCAGUAG
Messenger RNA from Pyrenophora tritici-repentis Pt-1C-BFP, 1530 nucleotides. The record is from RefSeq and is a predicted model, not a curated record. Lineage: Eukaryota; Fungi; Ascomycota; Dothideomycetes; Pleosporales; Pleosporaceae.